UUCAUAUCGAAGAAAACUCAAAUAGAGGCAUCAAGAGUGGAAGAUCACUAUCUAUUUCCCAUUCUAUUGUUUCCUUAUUAGUUUUCUCUGAUACUCCCAUUCAAAAGUAGAAAAGAUACCGAAGAGCUCGCUCAUUCACAAAAUAACCAAAAUGGCUCUAACUCACAACGUAAUGGCAGUUACAUUUGGAGUCAUGGGCAACAUCAUAUCGUUCAUCGUUUUCUUGGCACCAGUGCCAACUUUUGUCAGAAUCUGCAAGAAAAAAUCGAUAGAAGGGUUUGAAUCACUUCCAUAUGUGUCAGCGCUCUUUAGCGCGAUGCUAUGGAUUUACUAUGCUCUGCAAAAAGAUGGAGCAGGCUUCCUUCUCAUUACCAUAAACGCUGUGGGAUGCUUCAUCGAAACCAUCUACAUCAUCCUCUUCAUCACCUAUGCUAACAAGAAAGCUAGAAUAUCAACUUUGAAGGUACUUGGGCUCUUGAAUUUCUUGGGUUUUGCUGCUAUUAUUCUUGUCUGCGAGCUCUUAACCAAAGGAUCGAACCGUGAGAAAGUCCUUGGAGGGAUUUGCGUGGGAUUUUCCGUAUGUGUUUUCGCAGCUCCUUUGAGCAUCAUGAGAGUGGUGAUACGAACAAAGAGUGUGGAGUUUAUGCCUUUCUCUCUAUCAUUGUUUCUUACAAUCAGCGCCAUUACGUGGCUCUUCUACGGUCUUGCUAUUAAAGACUUCUACGUUGCGCUUCCAAAUAUAUUGGGUGCGUUUCUCGGAGCAGUUCAAAUGAUUCUCUACGUCAUAUUCAAGUAUUACAAAGCCCCAGUGGUUGAUGAGGCAGAGAAGCCUAAAACGGUGUCGGAUCAUUCCAUCAACAUGGUCAAGCUUUCGUCCACUCCAGCUUCUGGUGAUCUUACGGUUCAGCCGCAGACUAAUCCUGACAGUUUCAAUUGGGAAUCAUGGAAGAAACAAGGAGGAUUCUACAAUUCUCUCUACAACUCCAUCGACGACAUAGCCAACGCUGGAAUCACUCAUCUUUGGCUUCCUCCUGCUUCUCAAUCCGUUGCUCCUGAAGGUUACUUACCGGGAAAGCUAUACGAUCUAAACAGCUCCAAAUACGGUUCAGAGGCAGAACUGAAAUCGUUAAUCAAAGCGUUGAACCAAAAAGGAAUUAAAGCUUUGGCUGAUAUAGUGAUUAACCACAGAACAGCUGAGAGGAAAGACGAUAAAUGUGGAUACUGUUAUUUCGAAGGUGGGACUUCCGAUGAUCGUCUUGAUUGGGAUCCUUCCUUCGUCUGCCGCAAUGACCCUAAGUUUCCCGGUACCGGAAACCUCGACACCGGAGGAGAUUUUGAUGGAGCGCCUGACAUAGACCACCUGAACCCUAGAGUUCAGAAAGAGUUGUCGGAAUGGAUGAAUUGGCUUAAAUCUGAAAUCGGAUUCCAUGGUUGGAGAUUUGAUUAUGUUCGAGGUUAUGCAUCUUCCAUCACCAAAUUAUAUGUUCAGAAUACUUCACCAGAUUUUGCGGUGGGUGAGAACUGGAACGAUAUGAAGUAUGGAGGAGACGGGAAACUAGACUAUGAUCAAAACGAGCAUCGGUCGGGUCUCAAACAGUGGAUCGAGGAAGCGGGUGGUGGUGUGUUGACAGCUUUUGAUUUCACCACUAAAGGGAUCUUACAGUCUGCUGUCAAAGGUGAGCUUUGGAGACUAAAGGACUCGCAGGGAAAACCGCCUGGUCUGAUCGGAAUCAAUCCCGGAAACGCGGUCACUUUCAUAGACAACCAUGACACUUUCAGAACGUGGACUUUCCCUUCUGAUAAAGUCUUGCUUGGAUACGUUUAUAUUCUCACUCAUCCGGGAAUUCCUUGCAUUUUUUAUAAUCAUUACAUAGAAUGGGGGCUAAAAGAAAGCAUCUCCAAGUUGGUGGCGAUCAGGAACAAAAAUGGGAUUGGUAGCACAAGCUCCGUUACUAUCAAAGCGGCAGAAUCCGAAGACGAUUCCGGAAGCUACGACUCUGUAUCUGAAAUAGUUGUGAUUGAGGUCAGAGAGAAGUCAACGGAUAUGCCGGAGGAAGAGUCGAUAGAUAUCAAAUUCAGGUUGUACGAUGGCUCCGAUAUCGGGCCUUUUCGGUAUUCUGCGGCUUCUACUGUUGAUUUUUUGAAGCAGAGGGUCGUCUCUGAUUGGCCCAAAGGCAAAACAGUUGUUCCAAAGGGGAUAAAUGAAGUGAAGCUGAUAAGCUCGGGUAAGAUCUUGGAGAACAACAAGACCGUUGGGCAGUGUAAGACACCAUUUGGAGAGAUUGCUGGUGGAGUCAUUGUCAUGCAUGUUGUUGUACAGCCAUCUCUAGCUAAAACCAAAACAGAGAAGAAGGUUGAUAAAGCACCAAAGGCGGUAAUCUGCACAUGCACCAUUUUGUGAAGGGAGCAAGACCAAUGUAUCUAUCAUACACAUCGUUUCGAUUCUUCAGGAUAAUUGGAGCUUUCGCGAUCAUCAUUGGCAUCUAUUUUGUUCUUUGGGGAAAAAUGGGAGAACAAACCACGCCGCCACCUCCAGAGCCUACUGUUGUUUGAGGUUAUGUCUUUAAAGGUUUUAGUUUAUGUCAUGUAGUGGUCAUGGAUUCAUUAUCUUAAGUUGUUGAUUUAAUUUGAGGUAUUGUAGUAGUAACUUAAACCAAAAUUUUCAUGGGGACAGAAGUUAUCCUUGUACGAGGAAUGAGUUUAUGGUGUAAUAAUAUCGAUAAUCUUGA
Messenger RNA from Arabidopsis arenosa, 2729 nucleotides. The record is from the annotation of a GenBank genome assembly. Lineage: Eukaryota; Viridiplantae; Streptophyta; Magnoliopsida; Brassicales; Brassicaceae.